Messenger RNA from Drosophila ananassae, 3282 nucleotides. Its product is annotated as abscisic-aldehyde oxidase-like. NCBI's taxonomy places the organism in Eukaryota, Metazoa, Arthropoda, Insecta, Diptera, Drosophilidae. The record is from RefSeq and is a predicted model, not a curated record. Bases 1 to 3087 code for a protein of 1028 amino acids. Gene Ontology annotation, molecular function: iron ion binding; oxidoreductase activity; FAD binding. The transcript is spliced from 5 exons.
AUGAUGGUGGCGGGAAACACCGCUCACGGUGUCUACCGUAGAUCAUCCGAAAUAAAACAGUUUAUCGAUGUAAACGGAGUAGAGGAACUGCAUCAACAUAGCUUUGAGGGACAGCAACUUAAACUGGGAGCUAAUCUCAGUCUGACUCAGACUAUGGAAAUCAUUCGGACGACCUCUAAGCAGCCAGGAUUUGAGUACUUGGAAGUCCUUUGGAAUCACAUUGAUCUGAUCGCCAACGUACCAGUGCGAAACUCAGGAACUUUGGCUGGCAACAUCUCGAUAAAAAAGCAACACCCCGAGUUUCCUUCGGAUAUUUUCAUAUCCUUUGAAGCUCUGGACGUAAAAAUCCUGACCGCCAAAAAGGCCACUAAAGAGCAGAUACUAACUAUGUCGGAAUAUUUGAGUUCGAAUGACAGGAAGCUGGUGAUCAAGGGAUUUAUACUUCCUGCUUAUCCCAAGGAUACUUAUAUUUACGACUCUUACAAGAUCAUGCCACGUGCCCAGAACGCACACGCUUAUGUAAACGCAGCUUUCCUCUUGGAACUGGAAACUGACUCCAAAGUAAAAUCCGCCCGCAUCUGCUUCGGGGGAAUCCGACCCGAUUUUGUUCACGCCUCUGCGGUUGAGAAGUUGCUGGUGGGUCAGAAUCCGUAUGAAAACAAUUCGGUGGAACAGACAUUCAACAAACUCGGUGAAGUGAUCGAACCUGAUGAGGUGCUACCUGACGCCAGUCCCGCUUAUAGAUCCAAGUUGGCCUGUGGACUCCUCUACAAGUUUCUCUUGAAACAUGCUCCCUCCGCCGAUAUCAGCGAGAAAUUCAGGAGUGGUGGCCAGAUCCUUCAGCGUCCUCUGUCCUCCGGACUGCAGCUCUUCCAGACCCAGAAGAAAAGUUAUCCCGUCACUCAGGCUGUGGAGAAAGUUGAGGGUAUGAUCCAGUGCUCCGGAGAAGCCACUUACAUGAAUGAUGUGUUGACUACUUCCAACGCUGUUCAUUGUGCUUUUGUGGGAGCCACCAAGGUGGGAGCCACCAUCGACCAGAUCGAUGCAUCGGAGGCUCUGAAGCAGCCAGGAGUAAUAGCCUUCUUCUCUGCAAAGGACAUUCCCGGAACGAAUACCUUCAGUGAUCCCAGUUUUGGGUUUCAGGUUGAAGAAAUUUUCUGCUCGGGAUUGGUUCGCUUUUGUAACCAGCCUUUUGGAGUUAUUGUUGCUCUUUCGGCGAAUCAGGCCCAAAAGGCUACCGAGCUGGUAGAGAUCAUAUACAGCAAUCCCAACCCUGAGUUUAAGUUGCUUCCCAGCUUGAAGGAUGUGUUUGCAUCUUCCAUUCUAGAUCAAUCUCGGAUUUCUCUCGUGGCAAAGUCAGAUGUGAAGAAACUACAAUUUUCCGACGAACCACAGAAGGAGGUUCGUGGAAUUUUUGAGAUAGGGUUGCAGUAUCAAUUCACAUUGGAACCACAGACAACGGUGGCGAUUCCUUUCGAGGAAGGCCUCAAAGUAUUCUCUUCUACCCAAUGGAUGGAUCAUACCCAGGCUGUUAUUGCUCAUUGCCUUCAGAUGAAGGCAACAAAUGUGCAAUUGCAAGUUCGCCGAUUGGGCGGAGCUUAUGGCUCUAAGAUUUCCCGAGGCAACCAGGUGGCUUGUGCUGCUUCUUUGGCCGCUUACAAGCUUAACCGUCCUGCACGCUUUGUACAGAGCCUGGAGUCCAUGAUGGAUUGCAAUGGGAAGAGGUGGGCUUGCCGCUCCGACUACCAAUGCCAUGUAAAGGAUAAUGGCAAGAUUGUUGGAUUAUCGCACGAUUACUUUGAAGAUGCAGGAUGGUGCCCCAACGACAGUCCCGUCAACCUUCAAUCCAAGUUCACCGCCUCCAAUUGCUACGACUUCACCGAGCAAAAUUUUAAGCUGAAUGGCCACGAGGUUCUCACAGAUGCCCCCAGUUCCAGUUGGUGCCGAGCUCCAGGGUCGGUUGAGGGAAUCGCCAUGAUAGAGAACAUCAUUGAGCAUGUUGCUUUCGAGGUGCAGAAGGAUCCAGCUGAAGUAAGAUUGGUUAACAUUUGUCCUGGAAACAAAAUGAGCGAAUUGCUGCCCGAAUUCCUAGAGUCCAGGGAUUAUUAUAAAAGAAAGCAGCAGAUCGAGGAUUAUAAUGCCACAAACCGAUGGAUAAAGCGGGGAAUCGGAUUGGCUGUUAUGGAAUACCCCGUCUACUAUUUUGGACAGUACCCGGCCACAGUGGCCAUUUACCAUGUGGAUGGAUCGGUUGUGAUUAGCCACGGAGGCAUCGAAAUGGGGCAGGGUAUGAAUACAAAGAUUGCUCAAGUGGCGGCCUACACAUUGGGUAUCGUUAUGAGCUACAUCAAAGUGGAGUCCUCGGACACCAUCAAUGGAGCCAACUCAAUGGUAACUGGUGGAGCUCUAGGUAGUGAAAGGCUUUGCUUCGCCGUUCGAAAAGCCUGUGAAACCCUAAACGAUCGUUUAAGACCCCUUAAAAAGAAGGAUGCCACAUGGCUGGACAUUGUAAAAACAGCUUAUAGGAAAUCGAUCAACCUAAUUGCUUCUGAACACUAUAAAGAAGAUGAUAUGGAGAACUAUCACAUCUAUGGACUGGCGCUCACAGAAAUAGAGCUCGACGUACUCACCGGAAACAGUCAGAUCACGCGGGUAGACAUUUUGGAGGAUGCUGGGGAAAGUCUGAGUCCUUACAUUGAUGUGGGCCAGGUGGAAGGUGCCUUUGUGAUGCUCUUGGGCUACUGGCUAAGUGAGCAGUUAGUUUAUGAUCGUGAAACGGGUCGCUUGCUGACCAACCGUACCUGGAAUUAUAAGCCCCCAGGCGCCAAGGACAUACCCAUUGACUUUCGUAUUGAGCUUAUCCAGAAACCAAAUCCCAGUGGAGCUGGAUUCAUGCGAUCGAAGACCACUGGAGAGCCACCUUGCUGUCUGGCCGUCAGUGUGGUCUUCGCCCUCCGUGAAGCGGUACAGUCGGCGCGUCAGGAUGCUGGACUUCCGAGGGAGUGGGUGCGUCUGGGAGCUCCCACCACUCCGGAAACUUUGGUGCUAAAUGCAGGCCAUGAUGUUGCCAGCUUUAGGCUUAAUUAGUUAUUUAUUCACCCAUUUCAGAGUUCUGGGAAGAGUUUUAUCUUAUUGUUGACCAACUUGAAACAUAAGCCACAAUUUGAGGCACUUUUUAUCCCAUAUUUAAAUUAUUUCGCAUCGGAUUUGGAAAUGGAAAUCAGUGCUCUGAAUAGCUUUUAUCUGCAUAGAAAUAUUUAAAAAAUCAAGAUAUACAAUUUU